This is a messenger RNA of Cynara cardunculus var. scolymus (artichoke), 2337 nucleotides long. RefSeq lists its product as uncharacterized. Lineage: Eukaryota; Viridiplantae; Streptophyta; Magnoliopsida; Asterales; Asteraceae. Bases 51 to 2105 code for a protein of 684 amino acids. The transcript has a single exon. The record is from RefSeq and is a predicted model, not a curated record.
GUAACGUUUCGAAGGAAGUGGUGAAGUAGAUUAAACAGAUUAAGUGAACGAUGGAUUGCAAUAGGGAUGAAGCUACGAGGGCGAAAGAAAUUGCCGAAACUAAGUUUUCUGCAAAAGACAUAAUGGGGGCAAAGAAAUUUGCAUUGAAGGCCCAAAGUUUGUAUCCUGACCUUGAUGGUAUUUCCCAGUUGUUGGCAGUUCUAGAUGUGUAUGUUGCUGUAGAAAACAAAAUAAACGGAGAAUUGGACUAUUACGGGAUACUUGGUGUGAGCCCGUUAGCCGAUGAUGAUACCGUUAGGAAACAUUACCGAAAACUAGCUUUAUCUCUUCAUCCCGACAAAAACAAGUCUAUGGGGGCGGAUGGGGCAUUUAAGUAUGUUUCUGAAGCUUGGAAUUUGCUAUCUGAUAAAGACAAAAGAACAACCUAUGACCAUAAGAGGAACGUUAGAGUUUUUAAGCAGAGGGUUCAGACUCAAAAUGGUGGUUCUGGAGUACCAACGUCAUCCCGGAAGACCAGUUUUUACAGUUUCGUAAAGAGUACGAUUAAUCGAGCAAAGGGUACAACUACUCAAACAAAGGGUACAACUAAUUCUCCGAGGGAUAAUACUAAUGCCACGAAGAAGAAAGGUCCUAUGGCUGUUCCUUCAUCGUCUAAUAAACAGACGGGUCCUACUGUUGUUCCUUCACCGUCCGAUAAAACGAUAACACCGAAAACGUUUUGGACUGUUUGCAAGAGAUGCAAAUUGCAGUACGAAUUCAUGAGAAUGUAUUUGAACCGAAAUCUUCUAUGUCCCACUUGCCAUGGACCUUUUCUGGCAAUCGAGACUCCACCGCCAAAUACCAACGGUCCUUCAGAAGUUCCGGAAAAGGUUCAAGGAGCCAGAGAAAACGGGUCAAGCACUACGUGUAAUGAUACGAGCUCCAAGUGGGGUCCAUUCUCAAAAACGGCUAGUCCUGCAGCUGUUUCUCAAGCAACAAGCAUGGUUCAACAGGCGUACGAGAAAGUAAAACGGGAUCGAGAAGAAGUUCAGGCGGCCACUAAAAGAAAUGAAGCUUUACGAAGGAAGAUCUCGAAAAAAACAGGUAACGCGUCGUCCAAGCACUUGAAUUCCGUGAAAACAAAGCAGGAUGUUGAUGGGUUUGGGGCAAAUAAGGAAACUCGACUUUCGGGUUCUUCGAUUUCAUCUCCACAAGUUGAUAUAAAGAAAGAUAUCUCCAAUGCCGGUAUCAAGAAUCAACUCAUUAAGAAGGCAACUAUGGAAAUUAGAAAGAAACUACACGAAUGGAGCUCAGAAACUGUCAUAGAUUCUACGGUUAAAGGGGUUACAGAAAAAGGAAACGGAAAUGGAAAAGUCGAUGGUUUGGUAAAUGGAGACUCGAAUGAUCAUCGGAUCGAACCGGUCGUGACCGAUGUGCCCGAUCCGGAUUUUCAUGAUUUUGAUCACGACAGAAGCGAAAAGUGCUUCGAAGAAGGCCAGGUAUGGGCUGCUUACGAUGAUCAUGACGGAAUGCCACGAUACUACGCUAUGAUUCUAAAAGUAAUCUCUAUAGACCCUUUUAAAAUGAAGGUAUGCUGGCUUAAUUCAACACCCAACCACCACCCAAAUCUGUCAUCCGGGUUCUUGAAAGCAUUUGGUGAAUUCAAAGCAGGAAAACACGAAAUCGUUUCGGUCCCUAAUUACUUUUCACACCAAGCGAGUUUUACGAAACUAGCAAACGGGAACAUACGUGUUUUUCCUAGGAAACAAGACGUCUGUGCUGUAUACAGGAAUGAUCAAAAACACAAGUACGAAAUCGUGGAAGUAGAUGAGUACGAUGAAGAAACCGGCAUCACCAUCACUCCGCUCAUCAAAGUAGCCGAUUUUAAGACGGUAUUUCACAGGCAUAUAAACCCCAAGGAAACAAGGGUAGUUUUGGAAAAUGAAAUCAUCCGGUUUUCGCAUAAAAUACCUUCGUAUUUGCUCACGGGUCAAGAAUCUCCAAAUGCUCCAAAGGGUUGUUGUGAGCUUGAUCCUGCAGCCAUUCCUUCUGAGUUUCUUCAAGUCACAGAAAAUGUGAAUGAAGAAGGCGAUGAAAUGUUGAAGAAAGAUUGCGGUUCCAAGUAGUGAUGGUGUUUUCUCCCAUUUGGGGUGCAAAUUUCCUGAACUUGGAGUUUGUGGUUUGCUUUUUUGGAUGGUUUGAUGGAUGGAAAAUUAGGUACGGACUUAGUGUUGAAAUUUGUCCAACAAAUGCUGCUCUCCGUUUGUUAGUUGCUGCGAUAUUUUGACUUCAUUUCAAACUGUUGUACUUGUAGAACCUUUACUGUAAAAUGCGGAGGGAUUUUUGGUACUAAUAUAA